This is a messenger RNA of Oryzias melastigma (Indian medaka), 1664 nucleotides long. It is a transcript of the gene dpep2, whose product is annotated as dipeptidase 2. Gene Ontology annotation, biological process: proteolysis. Gene Ontology annotation, molecular function: metallodipeptidase activity. Bases 344 to 1621 code for a protein of 425 amino acids. The record is from RefSeq and is a predicted model, not a curated record. NCBI's taxonomy places the organism in Eukaryota, Metazoa, Chordata, Actinopteri, Beloniformes, Adrianichthyidae. The transcript is spliced from 11 exons.
UCAAGAUGCGUUCUAAUGUCUCACGUAAAAGGCAACAUUUCCCUUUGAACAGGUCGGCUUUUACAAACUAAACAUUUUGCAAAUCAAAUCUUUGUGCUCACUGGGGACACUACCUUCACUUUUUAGUCGUUUUGUAAUCCAAACCUACACAACCUGACGUGUGUGUUGAAGCGAACCUAAAUAAUGCAGAUUUUUCUGACACACUUGAACGCAGCGCUGUGUUGUCAUUGUAUCGAGACGUCAGCGUCGCUGGAAGGUAACUUCGCAGAGUUUACACUGCAGCUGCUCAACAAGGUGGGAAGCAGACCGACCUGUUCUGCUUUCAAGGAAACCAUUGAAUAAAAUGUUGAGCAGUUGGUCAGUCAUGUGUCUCUGGAUCCUUCUAACAAGUAUCCCUCUGUUCACAUCUGCAAAAUCUGAAAAGGAAAGAGCGCUGGAACUGAUGAAAGACUCUCCUCUGAUUGAUGGUCAUAAUGAUCUUCCUCUUAAGAUCACGAUCCACUAUAGAAACAAUCUGAGCAGGGUUGACCUGUAUAACAUUAAUGAAGCUGCCACUGAUAUCUCUCGUCUGAAAACGGGACAUGUGCAAACACAGAUGUUUGCGGUCUAUGUUCUGUGUGGAGCCCAAGGAAAAGAUGCUGUGAGGCUGACUCUGGAACAAAUAGAUCUGGUGAAACGCAUGUGCAAUAAGGCCCAGGACUUGGAACUGGUCAAGAGUUAUGAUGACUUGAUCAGUUCUUCGAUGAAACAUAAAAUAGCCUGUCUGAUAAGUAUAGAGGGGGGUCACUCCAUUGACAGCAGCCUUGCAGUCCUGCGGAUGUUUUAUGACCUUGGAGUCCGCUCCAUGUCCCUCACACAUAACUGCAACACUCCCUGGGCUGAAGCCGCCACAGAUUUAUAUAAUGUGUUUCAAAGGGAGAACAACAGCCUAACACAGUUUGGCAAGGCGGUAGUGGAGGAGAUGAACAGAUUGGGUAUGAUAGUGGAUCUCUCCCAUUCUUCUUGGGAAACAGCCUCGGCCACCCUGAAGCAUUCCAGGGCACCAGUUAUUUUCAGUCAUUCAUCUUCCCACUCCAUUUGUAAUCACAAACGCAACGUACCUGACUGGCUGCUGCGUGAGCUGAAAAAGAAGAAUGGAUUAAUUAUGGUGAAUCUGUACAGCAAGUUCAUCUCCUGUGGUAAAGAAGCUAACAUCUCCGAUGUUGCUGACCACUUUGACCACAUAAGGAAGAUCAUUGGAGCUAAAUCGAUAGGAAUAGGAGGAGACUUUGAUGGUGCUGAUAGCUUUCCUCAGGGUCUGAAGGAUGUGUCCAAGUAUCCUGCCCUAAUCGAAGAACUCCUGAAGAGGAACUGGUCUAAAGAGGAUCUGUCUGGUGUCCUCCGAGAAAACUUCCUGCGAGUGUUCAAGGAGGUUGAGAAUGUUCGUGACAGCAGCACCAAACAGACGCCCAGUGAAGAGCAGAUUCCCCCCAAAGAAAUUCACAAUUCCUGCAGACUAGACCUCGAAAACCCAAUUAUUCCAGUGGUCCGGAGCUCCACGUCUGGAGCAAGAUUCAUUGUUCCUAGUUUGCCUCUCAUCUCCUCACUUUUAGUCCUUUAUAGCCUUUUUAUGAAUAAAUAAACAUCAAGAAUGACAGCUUAGAUAUAUAUUUUAUAAAAAAAAA